Thyridium curvatum is the source of this 810-nucleotide messenger RNA. RefSeq lists its product as uncharacterized. The record is from RefSeq and is a predicted model, not a curated record. Gene Ontology annotation, cellular component: cytoplasm; membrane. The transcript has a single exon. The coding region runs from base 1 to 810 and encodes 269 amino acids. Lineage: Eukaryota; Fungi; Ascomycota; Sordariomycetes; Thyridiales; Thyridiaceae.
AUGCCAGCCGUGGUCCUCAACUACAAGCUGGCCCUGCAGGCCGCCGCCCUCAAGGUCAGCGCCAACAUCCUCGUCCAGCUCGUCACCCACUGGAACCGGCCCCUGGACCACCCGGCCGCAGUCAACGCCGACGGCACGCCCGCCCUCUUGCCCGCCGCGAGGCCGCCGCCCAUCGACUGGCUGCAGAUCCUCGAGUUCGCCCUCUUCGGCUUCCUCGGCUCCCAGGUCGGCAACAACUGGCAGCACUUCCUCGAGUACCUGUUCCCCGGCGGCGGCGGAGCCGGAGCCGGAGCCGGACCGGGCAGACCCGGCGCGGAGCCGAGCCUCGACGCCUACGCCCCGCCGUCCCCGAUCUCCAAGCGCGAGGACGGCCGGCGGCUCUCGGACGCCGCGGUGACCACCAGGAAGAAGCCCGACUGGCGGCCCUGGCGGUGGCGGUGGCAGCGGCGCGGCCGCGCCGCCUCCGUCACCACCCCCUUCCGGGCAGCUAACAAGGCCGCCGGGAGCGGGAGCGGCAUCCGGUGGCGCAACCUCGCGCUGAAGCUGCUGCUCGACCAGACGGCGGGCCAGCUGCUCAUGGGCACCAUCUUCCUCGUCGUCACCAACUUUGCGCGCGUGCCGCGCCCGUGGGUGCUGCUCGCCGUCGUCCGCGACCGCGUGCCCAGCUUCAUCUGGGCCGGCUGGCACCUGUGGCCGCUGGUCGCCGUGUGCAACUUCCUGUUCGUCCCCGUGCGCUCGCGCGUCCUGGUCGCGUCGUGCGUGGGGUUCGGCUGGAGCAUCUUCCUGAGCUUCUUCGCCAUGAGGAAAUGA